Molecule: messenger RNA, 1857 nt
Organism: Nilaparvata lugens (brown planthopper)
Lineage: Eukaryota; Metazoa; Arthropoda; Insecta; Hemiptera; Delphacidae
Exons: 9
Coding region: 379-1674 (431 amino acids)
Biological process (GO): SCF-dependent proteasomal ubiquitin-dependent protein catabolic process
Cellular component (GO): SCF ubiquitin ligase complex
Source: RefSeq, a predicted model, not a curated record
UUUGCCGUUGAAAUCCUAUUUGUUGACCAGUCUAGUCUCACAGUCGAAGCCCUCAGCACAACGGCCGGUCAGAAUCUCAGUGAAACACUGACAAAUAACAGGCAUUUCACACCAAAAACCCGACUUGCUUUCACCAGGUCUUAAAAUGCCCCGAAGGCAUUACCCCCCGUCGCUAAAGAGAGCAUCCCUCUCCAGCAUUUCUGAGCACUUCGAUCUGAUCUGUUAUGGAGAUGACGACAAUGAUGUCAUCAGGGAUCUUGUUGAAAGUGACGACUAUCUCAAGGUUGAGGGACCUUUCAACAAUCUACCCGGUCAUGUUUUGGCGGAAAUGUUGGAAGUUGUCGGAGAGAAAAAGUACUUCACAAAAAGCAUCUUCAUAUGCUGCUUCAUUCGCAACUGGAGAAACUAAGUUUGGCGUUUGGGGUCGGGGAUGUGAUUAGUGGAUUUACCUUCAUCAAAAGCAGGUGUAAUAAUUUGAGGCAUCUCAAUUUAUCCUACCUCCGCCAUUUGAAUCCGGGAAUGUUAAUCGAUCUGCUACCUAAUCUAAAGAAAUUGGUCAGCCUCAAUUUGAGAAUGACUUUAGCUGUUGAUGAGGUUCUGGGAGUGAUUGGCAAAAACUGCACAGACUUGCUAGACCUGAACAUAUCUGGAACACCAGUUACAGACCGUGGACUCGUUCAACUGUCGGUUUCAGAGAGUGGCAAUCCCCAAUGUCAAAAACUGUCACGAAUUGUUAUAACAGAAACUUGGAUCUCAUCUGCGGGUGCGGCGGUGCUACUCAGAUUUCUACCCAAUCUUUGUGAAUUCGAUUAUGAUAACAUUUUUGAGGCUUUAGAUAUCGUCAAUCAUUGGACAAUAGAGCUUGAGCAACGUCUACUGUCCAGAGGAGGGGUUAGAAUGUCUUCAAGACCCAUUCCCAUCCCCAACAAAAUGCGAUUAAAAACACUUAUUUCCAUCACAGAUAUUAUAAGGACUGACUCUUUGCAAGCGGCAGUAAGGCAAUGUCCAGAUGCCACCUCUGUUUCCAUAACCAAUGCUUGGAUCAAGAACGAAGAUUUAUACAAGUUGAUGGUUUUGGACAAACUGACUACCCUAUCACUGACCAACUGCGAUGGUUUAACACUGGAUUUUGAUGUAGGAGUUCUUCCACUAUUGACUGUGUGUGGUCAUCAGCUUCACAGUUUAAUUCUGACAAAUUUCACAAAUAUCAAUAUACCUGACAUUGGGAAAGCAUGUCCUGUUAUUCACAACAUAGCAUUUUCGAGUGUAGCAACAUACGAGUUGGGACCCCUGUGUCCCGACUACUUCAAUAAGCUAGAGGCAAUGGAGCUAUGGGCUGAUACCGAUGCAGAUCUCCAUGCUAACUUGAUAAGGCAAAUGAUAGAGUUCAGUCCAAACAUGAAAAAUUUGCUACUGAAAGGUUGUGGGGUCCUCACAGACAAACUUCUGUUUGAGAUUCUUCAAGAGAAUAAGCUUGGAAAACUAUCACACCUGACCCUUGAUCAUUGCCAUAACGUGUCAUUUUCCGCUCUGGAGUACAUUGCAAAUAUGGACAAUGAUUUAUCAAUGUUGAGAAUUUGGAGUUGCGAGAGUAUAACAAAAAGCGUUAGCAGUCAAGUAACAAGCUUAAUCGAGAAUGGAAAUAUGGAUAUUUAUUUUGAUUUCUAUACGUAAGCAUUAAUGUGUGUACAUUAUUUGACAAAUUAAAUGUCAGACGAUUGACAAGGUGGACUGUUUGUACACAUCACGUGUACAUAAAUAUUUAAGACAAGGCAUUUCUAAUUAAUAUUUUUUUACUUACUAUUUAAAUUGUGCUGAAUUUUGUAAAUGAAACCCAAAUAAACUUAUUCUAUCUUU